CGUCAGAGCCAGUUCCUCCAUUUAAGAUGCUGACUUGUUUAUGUUGAACGGGCAAGUGAAUUACUUUUUUCAGCUCUUGCACUCUUCUUUGAGGCUUUUUUUCUCUCAGUGAGCGUGAAGUCUGUUUUGUCACCGAGUUGUGGUUUGACAGAUACCUCCAGAUAGCAGAGAGAAAGAGAGAGAAGGAGGUUGACUGACACAGAGCGGAUAGGUAAGCAGGUUUCUUUAGCCGUGGAGUGGAGCGCAGUGGAUGACCGGUUGGUGGGCAGCCCUUAGCCCCAGCAGCUCUCCGUCCUGUGCCCGCUCUUGCUGCCCUGGGCACACAAACACAUAGAGGACACAGAGGAGGAGGAGGAGGAGGAGGAGGAGGAGGAGCAGGGUCAACCAUGGAGCUGUAGGGGACACGCUCAGAUGCCCGUGCGGACUACCAGUGGUGGAGGAGUCCCGCUGAGGAGAAGAGCUCUGCAAUGAACAAGACCAAAAGGAAGCCGAAUGGAGAGGGCCGGAAGCUGGUCCAGCGGAGGAGGAACACAUGUCCCAGCCCUCAGGACAUCACCCGGGCCCUGCAGAGCCCCAGCUCGGCCCCCAGCCCCAGCGCCGCCAGCCUGGAUGAGCUCAUACAGCGCUGCCUGAACUGCUUCGAUUUGGAGGGGAAGCUCUCCAGCCCCAGAGGGACCCAGCUGGUCCACAUGACCCUGAUGAUGCACAGUUGGGUCGUGCCGUCUCAGAUGUUCGCCCAGAAACUUCUCGCCCUUUAUAAGGAUUGUCCCUCGGACAAGAGGGGACCGAAGCGGACACAGAUCUGCCACCUUAUCAGGCAGUGGAUCAGCCAGUUCCCGGCAGUGUUCGAGGCAGACCCCCUCCUAGAGCAGACCAUGGGGGACCUGUGGGCGCUGGUCCGCUCAGACAGGGAGGAGACGCACUCGCAGCUCAUCGACACCUCCUGCUUAGGCCCUCAUGUGAACAUAUUCCAGGCACCCUCGCCCUCUGUGAAGAAAAGGAAGGUGUCUUUGAUCUUCGACCACAUGGAGCCGCACGAGAUGGCCGAGCACCUCAGCUACCUGGAGUUCAAGAACUUCUGUAAUGUUUCAUUCAUGGACUACCGCAGCUACGUGGUGCGAGGCUCGGUGAGGGACAACCCCGCUCUGGAGCGCUCCGUCAUGAUGUGUAAUGGAGUCUCCCAGUGGGUCCAGCUGAUGAUCCUCAGCAGACACACGGCCCAGCAGAGAGCCCAGGUCUUCACUAAGUUCAUUCACGUGGCUCAGAAACUCCGAAUUCUGCAAAACUUUAACACUUUAAUGGCAGUGACUGGAGGUCUCUGUCACAGCUCGAUCUCCCGCCUCAAAGACACCUCUAACCUGCUGUCUCCUGACAUCACUAAGGCCCUGAGUGAGAUGACAGAGCUGCUCUCCUCGCGCAGUAACUACAUCAACUACCGGCGGGUUUACAACGUAUGCAGCGGCUUCAAGGUGCCCAUCCUGGGGGUCCACCUGAAGGACCUGAUCUCGCUGAACGAGGCCCUGCCGGACUACAUCAACGAGGACAAGAUCAACCUGAGCAAGCUGGAGCACCUGUACAGCAACAUCAGCGACCUGGUGACCCUUCACAGCUGCACGCCGCCCUUCGAGGCCAACAAGGACCUUCUGCAUCUGCUCACGCUCUCUCUAGAUUUAUACUACACCGAGGAUGAGAUAUAUGAACUUUCAUACAACAAGGAGCCCAAGAACACCAAGAUCCAGCCCGUAGCACCGGUUAAAGCACCUGUAGUGGCGGAGUGGGGUUCAGGGGUCACCCCCAGGCUCGACCCGGACACCAUCUCUAAACACGUCAAGCAGAUGGUGGAUUCCAUAAUGAAGAACUACGACCAGAGCCAGGACGGAUACGUUGCACUGGAGGACUUUGAGAAAAUAGCAGCCAACUUCCCCUUCUCCUUCUGCACUCACGAAACUGACAGGGAGGGACAAAUCAGCCGUGAAGAAAUCACCUCUUACUUCAUGAGGGGAAUGUCUAUAUGUGCCAAGCUGGGCUUCAACUUCAACGCACACAACUUCCACGAAACCACGUACAAACGGCCGACGUUUUGCGAGACGUGUGGAGGCUUUCUGUGGGGAGUCAUCAAACAGGGCUACCACUGUAAAGACUGUGGGAUAAACUGUCACAAAAACUGCAAAGAUCUGGUGGGCAUGGAGUGCUUGAAGAAACACAAGAACACGACCGGGUCCUGUCCGUGCACCCCGGCCCCCAAUUUAAGAACCAAGGGUAGUAGCUGGAGUUCGGAGGAGGAGGCCUUUGUUUUCCCCCAAAGUAACGACACAGAAAACAACCAGGGCGUGUCGGACUGCUCCACUCAGACGGAUCCUGGGGUGUGGACGCCGCAGAAGAAGGACAAGAGGGGCAACCACCACAACUCUCUUGUGCAUGCAUCGCCGGAGAGAAAGCUCAACACACUGCCACAGAGAACCCGAGGCUGCUCCAUGCCCGUUUCCUUCCUGCAGGAGAAGAUGGAGGAGCUGCAUCUCCACAAAGACAAGAGCAGAGAGCCAGACUGAACACUCCGUCUGCUAACAUUUCCCCCGUCAUGGACAAAAACACACCCAGACACCACCACGUUUCUGACGAACGCUACGUCUGACUGGUGUUGAACUGAUGAGAUUUACUGGCCAUUCGCAUCAGAAGGCCAGCAGUUAUAUGUAUGGACUCCCUUGUGUUUUUCAAGUAUGGUUACUCGUGUUAUUUUAUUUUUGUCAGUCUUGUGAGUUCGGCUAAAUGUUCAGGCUUCAAGCACCGAUUGUCCGGAUGUAAUUUAUGAACACCUCGCUGGUGCCUUGGUUCUCUGGUGCUAAGAUUCAACCUCAAUCCAUAAGGUCACUCAUGACCACAGACAGGAGCUGCCUGGUCCUUAUACACACAACACAUGCAGGGUAGGAAAUAAACACUAAGAAUUGUCGCUGAAAUUGUCACUUUGGCAGCUAUAUGACAACUCUGCUCAUGAAUUCGGAAAGCAAGCAAGCAAAACAUUUGUAUUAUUGCUUUUUGUUUGGCUUAUGGUUGGGUGAUAUGGAGACGUAUACAUGAGACAAUUUGUCAACCAGUAGAUAUCGCUGUACUGUGUAUGAGGUAUCUAUUCCUUUAUUAUCUCUGGUUAGAUCAGGAAAGACAAUUUUUUUAAUCACUGUAGUCCUUUCUUGAGGGCGAUAAUGGAUUUACGGAAGUUUUCAUUUGAUUAACUAACUGGGCAUUUCCAUCUUGUUAGUUUCUUAAAUUUACAGAAAAUGCUAUAUUGAAUAUACAUAUAAAUAUAUAUAUAAUGAUGUCAUACCAUAUAACAUAUUGCCCUCAGUUUAGUUGUUCAUAAAUAGUGGAAGGAGCACGUGAAGUUUUAUCCAUAAACCACCAUAACUAGCAGUGGUAAAUGUUCAUUUCCUGCCCUGUCAACUUUUUGGACUUUUAAACAGUUCAUUCAAGGUUCAACAGAACUGCACUGGAACUAUUCUCUUUCAAGACAAAUGCUUCUUUGUUUCAUUCUUUGUCCACAAUGUCAAUCUUGUUGAAAAUAAGAAAGAUACACCAGCAAUGAUGAAUCCUGCAGUAUGUGUU
This is a messenger RNA of Anoplopoma fimbria (sablefish), 3597 nucleotides long. RefSeq names its product RAS guanyl releasing protein 4 (gene rasgrp4). Lineage: Eukaryota; Metazoa; Chordata; Actinopteri; Perciformes; Anoplopomatidae. Gene Ontology annotation, molecular function: guanyl-nucleotide exchange factor activity; calcium ion binding. Bases 468 to 2549 code for a protein of 693 amino acids. The record is from RefSeq and is a predicted model, not a curated record. Gene Ontology annotation, biological process: Ras protein signal transduction; positive regulation of GTPase activity. The transcript is spliced from 17 exons. Gene Ontology annotation, cellular component: plasma membrane.